AUGACAACAAAUUAUAUUAUCGAAAAAGAGUUUUCUUGGGACAAAAAACCAAUAGUCAAAUUUGGUACUAUCGAGAAUAUAGAAGACACUCCUGAUCGUGUAUCUAAGGCGUUAGCGUCUCUAGGCAAGGAAUGUAUGGAUUUCAUUGACAACAAAGAGAAUGCCUUGUUUAAGAAAUCGUAUAGAAUAGAAAUAGUUCCUGCGGAACAUCCUCAAUGGGAAUUUCAACUAUACUUUCCAGCGGAGACCUGGUUUGACAGGUUAUAUUACGUUAAAGCUGAAAGCGCUGAAAAGAAAAAUAAGGUGUUAGCUACGGCUAGGGAAUAUGUUAAUAGCGUGAGAAGUUCAUACAGACCAUCGAUUCCUGAAACAUCAUUGACUCCUGUUCUCUCAAAAAUUUAUUGUGCGACACAUGCAAAUUGCAUUAUAAGUAAAUAUCCACGUACAUCUUUACUUUAUUUAUUAGACAAAAUCACUAAUAUUAUAACAUGUUCAGAUAAUAAAAUCGGCGGUAGACAUGACCCUCGUUAUUCUGAGCCUAAUAUUUUCUGUAGAAAAAGUGAUGUGUCUCAGCGGUCUAAAACACCAACUAAGUGUAACUGGUACGCAGAAAACGAACGAAUUGUGUCUCGAAAAUCAUCAACAUACGUUAUACUAUCAAGACAAGAACACGUCAGAGAAAUACUC
Messenger RNA from Funneliformis geosporum, 687 nucleotides. NCBI's taxonomy places the organism in Eukaryota, Fungi, Glomeromycota, Glomeromycetes, Glomerales, Glomeraceae. The record is from the annotation of a GenBank genome assembly.